Molecule: messenger RNA, 1751 nt
Organism: Wyeomyia smithii (pitcher-plant mosquito)
Lineage: Eukaryota; Metazoa; Arthropoda; Insecta; Diptera; Culicidae
Product: clavesin-1-like
Exons: 3
Coding region: 372-1352 (326 amino acids)
Cellular component (GO): membrane
Molecular function (GO): phosphatidylinositol bisphosphate binding
Source: RefSeq, a predicted model, not a curated record
CUCCGAGCUCAGUCUCACGCGGCACCUCAAGACGAUCGGAAGCAUCGAAGCGAUCUGGACAAAGUCACAAAACUCUAAAGUCUGCUGCGGCAGAACUUAAACCGUGUGUGGAGAUCCAUCUGAAAUUUUGCUUUUUGCGUUGGCACGUGCGUGGUCGAUUUCAGCCAAACAAGUGAACAAGUUCAGUGAGUGAGUGCGCAAGUGUUCAAAGCGGUUAUAAACCAGACGCACCAGAAAGCAAUUUCUUCGCGGGUUUGUUUUGCUACCGACGGACAGGUCAGCAAUAGUGAUUCAUUCGCCUGAAAUUUGCUUUCCACCUACAACUUCGUGUUUGUUUCGGCAACGCUUGAAACCUGAACCUAACUUCGACCAUGGACACUGUUGUCCACAGCAAUUGCAAGAACCCGACCGUAUAUGAACCGUACCGAUGGACACUGAGCGAGAAACUGCGCAAAAUCGCCAAAGCCGAACUCCGCGAAACUGACUCCAUCCGGGAGCAAUCGUUGGCGCAGAUGCGUGAAUGGAUCGCCAAAAACCCACACAUCAAAAAGUGCCGCACGGAUCCGGUCUUCCUGUUGCGUUUUCUUCGUACCAAGAAAUUUUCCGUCGUUCAAGCGUGUGAAAUGCUAGAAAAGUACCUCUCGAUCCGGCAGACCUAUCCGAAGUGGUUCCGAAACUGCGAUAUUGAUAACGCGGAACUGGAGGCCGUCAUAGACGGCGGAUAUAUUCUGCCAUUGCCGCAGAGAGACUCGAACGGACACCAGCUGGUACUCUCGGUGGCGGGAAAUCUUGACCUUAAUCGAGUUAAUUCUACGGUGCUAGCCAAGGCACACUUUCUGGUCCAGGAAGUGCUAGCCGAUGACGAAGAGGCUCAAAUCUGCGGAUACAUCCAGUGUUUGGAUGACCGUCAGCUCUCGAUGAGAUUGCUGAGUCUGUGGUCUCUAGUGGACAUCAAGCGAGUAACGGAAUGCAUGCAGAACGGAAUCCCAACCAGAAUCAGAUCGUUCAACUUCAUCGGUUUACCGUCUUCGGCGAUUACGAUAAUGGAGUUUUGUGUGUCUCUGCUGUCAGAAAAACUGAAGAAACGCGUCAAUCUUUUCCGUUCAGUCAAAGAUUUUGCUGCGAAGGUUGAUAAGAGCAUCCUGCCGGAAGAAUACGGAGGAACCGCUGGACCAAUAGCUGACAUGAUUGCACAAUUCAAGGAGCGCUGCAGAGUGAAACGCGCCCAGCUGCUUGCGAUGGAUGAUAUGCAAAUUGAAAUCACGAAAUCUUCCAGCUUCUACGCGGACACCUGUCGCAGGGACCUGGAUGUUGGAAUCAUCGGAAGUUUCCGCAAGCUGGAGGUUGACUAAACGCAACAAUGUUUUCUCUUUUUCCGCUGAACAUAUACCUUCUAAGCUUAUCCAAAUCCUCAAGUGAUAUUUCUUGUUACCACAAGACAGGAGAAUUUAUAACCUAUUUCGUUAUGAUGAAUCUAUACUGUAUAUUUUUGUAUACUAUUGUGGAGUACGGUGAAGUUUAUUUUUGUAGUAUUAAGGUUAUACAAAACGGAACAAUAACACGGACAUUGCUUUUCCUCUUCCAUGGGCAGCAUCGUAGAAUGUUUAUGUGAACAAGUGUUAUAUUAAAACAUACUGUUUCUUGUUUCAAAUCUAUAUUUGUUGGAAAAUUAGGACAAUACUAUAUAAAAGAUUUUCUUUUGCCAGCAAUAAUAAUUUGUGCAAAUAAAGUAACAGGCCAAUGCAUUUUUA